AUGAAGGAUUUUAAGCAACUUUAUGAGAAUAAAGACGAUUAUGACGUGAUAAUUUAUGCUGGAGAGGAGUCUAAAGAACUUCACGCUCAUUCCUUGGUACUACGUACUCGCUCACCUUAUUUUCGUGGAGUGCUUUCAUAUGAGUUGACGAAGAAACAGAAUGGUUACUUUAUUUUUAAAAAACAAGAUAUUUCCGCUUCGACAUUUGAUGUGAUUCUUAAGUUUAUUUAUUAUGGAGUUGUUGACCUCCGUGAACUAGGUAGUACGGAGGUUCUUAAGGUUUUAGUCGCUGCAGAUGAGCUAGGACUUCAAAAAUCUAUUAAUUAUAUCCAGAAAUUUCUAAUUGAAAAUCGGGAUGAUUUUUUACGCGAGGAUCCUGUAGGAAUGUUAAAUAUUGUUUCUGGACAUGAAACAUUUGACGAUCUUAAAAAGUUUUGCGUAGAGGCUAUACUUGUCGAUCCGGAUGUCUUGUUUAAUUCAAAUAGUCCUGAGCUUAAAAGCAAUGUUAGAGAGUUUAAAGAUCAAGACUUUAAAAUAUUAGCGAAGAGAUUGCGUAACUGUAUCCCUCUAAUUCGAUUUCAUGAAAUUUCCAUGGAAGAUUUUUAUCUUAGAGUCCUUCCGUUUAAGAAGAUUCUUUCUAAAGAACUUAGGGAUGAUAUUAUUCGUUGUUAUAUGGUUACUAAGGCCAUACCGCACUGCAAUGUAUACCCUCCAAGAAUCCCUACCUUACCUUCUAUGUUAAUUAAUUGGAAACAUCUCAUUUUAUUUGCAAGCUGGAUAGAUAAGAAGGCUGAAUAUUAUACUAGCUUUAGUCAAGUCUCUUACGAAUUAGAACUUCUCUAUCGAAGCAGCCGAGAUGGAAAUUAUGAUAAUUCUUUUUACCAAAAAUGCGCCGACCAAGGGGCUACUAUAGUAGUGUGCAAAAUUGAUGAUCCCAAGAGACUGGUGGGCGGAUACAAUCCAUUAGGUUGGAGUAGUAGUAAUAGCAGCAGAGAAACCAAAGAAAGUUUUAUAUUUUUAUUUAACGACCAUACCAAUAUUAAAGAAGGUUUUUAUUUAGGUUUGAAUGAAACUAAUCAAACUUGUUAUUUUAAUAGUAGUUUUGCAUUUGGAUCUGAUUUGGCUUGCAGCUUUACUUAUUGGUCUGCUAAGCCACGUCAAUACAAGAAUAUUGGUAUUCCGAAUACUUUCAUUGCGUCUAACUGUGAAGUUUUUAAGGUAGUAAAAAAAAAUUAA
Acaulospora morrowiae is the source of this 1236-nucleotide messenger RNA. The record is from the annotation of a GenBank genome assembly. Lineage: Eukaryota; Fungi; Glomeromycota; Glomeromycetes; Diversisporales; Acaulosporaceae.